CUUAUGCUGGGUUUUAUGUACCUGAACAUACUUAUAUGACUUGAAUCCUGCACUAUAUUUGGCAUUUUGUGUAUCCAACAGUGUGGUUUAUGGAAUUGAAUACUCUUCCCAUUACAUUUGUGUUUUGUUAUAUUUUGUUAAUCAUCAUCCGAAACCGCCGGCUGCAACCUCGUUUUAGAUCCAACAUGGCUGAUGCGAUAAGGCUGUCUGACUACGCGUACCUGGAGCUGGAUCGAGUGAAAGCGCCCUGCGGGGGUUUCCAUAGUGAGGAGUUGAACUGCUCAGUCCAGGAGGGAGAGUCAGCCACUUCCUGGUCCGGGAUCAUGAUCAUUUUCACCAGAAAUCGCUCUGAGAAAACGGACUUUGCAAUGUAAACGAGACGCAUUCCUGCGGUUUAGAACAAGGUCAUGUGUGCCUCUAUGAGGUGUCCUGUUAACAACUACCGUAUGAAACCUCAGCUGGUCUGUACACUUCAACGCCUUCGACAAUGAAUUCUGAUGCGGAACAGGAUGCUGUCGUCAAACUUGCCCAGGAGAGAGCAGAAAUAGUAGCAAAAUAUGAUAAGGGAAAAGAAGGUGCAAAAGUGGAACCCUGGGAGGAUGCUAACUUCCACCUGUACAAAGUCAUUGACCGAUUUGGAUUCCUACAUGAGAAUGAGCUUCCUUCAUAUGAUUCAGUUGAAGAAAAGCAAAAGCAUCAAGAAGUUGAAAGAACUGCAAAAUGGCUGAAAAUGCUGAAGAGCUGGGAUAAAUAUAAGAACAGUGAAAAGCUUAUGAGAAGAAUUUAUAAGGGGAUCCCACUUCAGCUUCGAGGGGAAGUCUGGUGCUUGCUUCUUGAUAUUCCAAAAAUAAAAGCUGAGAAGAAGGAUUUUUAUGAGAAACUAAAGCAGAGAGCGAAAGAUGUUUCUCCCGAUAUCAGGCAGAUUGAUCUUGACGUGAACCGCACUUACAGAGACCACAUCAUGUUCAGGGAUAGAUACGAUGUGAAGCAACAAGCCUUAUUUCAUGUCCUAACGGCUUAUUCCAUGUAUAACACAGAGGUUGGAUACUGUCAGGGAAUGAGCCAGAUCACAGCUCUGCUCCUCAUCUAUAUGAAUGAAGAGGAUGCCUUCUGGGCCCUGGUUAAACUUCUGUCUGGACAGAAACAUGCAAUGCACGGAUUUUUUGUUCCUGGGUUUCCCAAGCUGAUGAGGUUUCAAGAGCACCAUGACCGCAUAUUGAAAAAGAUGAUGCCUAAACUGAAGCAACACUUGGACUCCCAAGAAGUUUACACCAGCCUUUACACCAUGAAGUGGUUCUUUCAGUGUUUCCUGGAUAGAACUCCUUUUACUUUGACCCUAAGGAUAUGGGACAUUUACAUCCUAGAAGGAGAAAGGGUUCUUACAGCCAUGUCUUACACUAUCCUUAAACUCCACAAAAAGCACUUGACAAAGCUGUCCAUGGAGGAGCUGGUGGAGUUCCUGCAGGUGACUUUGUCUAAAGACUUCUUCUUCGAGGACGACUUUGUGAUUGAGCAGCUGCAGAACUCAAUGUCAGAGCUGAGACGGGCAAAGCUGGAAUUGCCACCCCCUGGUAAAGAGGAUGAAUUUCCAAAGAAGACGCUUGGGCAGCUGCCACCCGAACCGCAGCCAGUCAUUUCCAAUCACGUGGUCAACGGACAGAGCAACAGCACUCAUCUGGAGGGGCACACCUCCAACAGCAAGGUCUCGAGUGCCUCGCCUGAGAGGGCCAGGGAGAGGCAAGCCAGCAGCAGGGCACGGAGAGACUCUUUUGAGAGAUCCUCGAAGCAGCACAAGGCAGACCGACGGGAUGCGCGGUCACAUCGUCCAUCAGAAGCGGAGCUACGAAAACAGGGCAUCGUACUGCCGCCCAAGACCGUGGCUCAGGACCACUCGAGACUCAACAACGCUACUGCUAACCAUAACUCUAAUGCCACUUCGAGCACGAGGAAAGACUUUGCUCCGAGGUGGAAUAAACCCUCCGAAAUAAAACUUUCAGAGUCGGCUGCAAAGUCUGUCCCCGAUGGGAGAGGCAGGGCCGCCAAUUACGGUGGUGCCAGCUCUCCGUCUAGCCCCGACGAGUUGUUCUUUGUGCGGCCAAAGCCUAGAAGUUUAAUCGUUGACGAGACCAAAAGGGGAUCCAACGCAUCGCAGUAUGACAACGUCCCGAGCUCCGAGCACGACUUCGAGAACCACGCUGAGGAGCUGCUGGAACGGCCCAAAUCUCGAAGUCCUCGGAACGAGUCUUUCGGCAGUCAGUCACCGAAUUCGGCUAGUCCCACGAAAAUGUUGAGCGGCAUUGGUGCAAGUGGACCACAGAGAGCUCAGAAGCACACUUUGACGUUUGAAAGUCAAGACCAAAGAUCCGCAGGUAAAGCCCCUCCUCUGUCUUACUCCAACCCCCCUACAUAUCAUGGGAACUCGCAGCAGUAUUCCCCCGGCCGACCUGGACAGGCUCCUCCGCCCUACCAGCCGCAGUACAACAGCAUUGUGGAUGUCAAGCCUGACGAUAAGCAGUAUGGUUUAAUGCCACAUGUACCCAUUGGCCUGCCUCCUGAAAAGACAUACAUGAAUUCUUACGCUGCCUACAACAGGCAGUUUUCCAGCUCUUCCCAGCCUAACCGAAUUGUCGUUAUGCCUGCAGAGAGCAGCGCACAGUACGAUUCUGUUAAUUCCAGCAACUGUCCGAGACAGCCGACCAAGCUCCUAGGAAGACAGGUGUAUCCAUCUGUUGACUAUGUGCAAGACGGCAGAAGACGCCCAGACCAGACACCCCUUUACAGACAGGAGAGCCAGGGGCGGCAGUGGCACCCGAGCCCGGAGGCUGAUGCCCGUUACAUGGCGAGCAUGCCAAGGUCCCCAAGUUUCCAAAGGGCACAGAUGUCCCCGGUUGACGACUUCAGCUAUUCGGCAGUGCCUGUGGAUGGGUCCCUCCAUUACAGAACUUCCUAUCCAGAACCACAGGCUCCAACAAGACAGCAGCAUCCAGCCGCCUUUAGUGGACAACACUACAGACACCCUGCUGAUGGGUACACCAUGCAAGAGUCAAUGCUGCUAUGAACAGUCCCUCGCCCCAGCUUGGGCAGAAAGCAAAGGCAAACAGUAAUCAUGGCGUUUUUGUUUUGUUUACACGUAACAAGUCAUUACUACUGCAUGGUUCAGCACCAGCUUCUAGUGUUAUUCAGCUUCCUUAGUAAAUUUCCUGGACUUUUUUUUUAAGUUUACCACAGAAUUAUUCAUUGAUGUAUAUAUUUUUUUUCAAAUCUAAAUCGAAUUUCACUGGUGCAUUGAGAUAUCUAAAAUUAAGAAUUUCAUGUCAGAAACUUUACUGUUUUUUUUAAAUUCUAAAAAACUCAGCGACAACUUGUUUUCAUUUUGUGUUUUUGAAAGCCUUUAUUUUUUUACUGAGCUACAUAACGUUGUCUUCUUUGAAAGGUCAAUUUUGUAUGCUUGUGAACAUAUUUUGUUUUCCAUAUGAGCUCUUUGGAAUGAAAAAGCAAACUAUAAGCACAGAGCUAUAAGAAGUUCACUUUAAAGACUCAGAAUCAUUGUGUUUUGUUGUGUUUGUUUUAACUGGUUAUGAAGUCCUUUGAGGGAACGCUGUAACAUGAUAGUAUUGGAAAAAAUGUGGUAGUAUUUAAUUUAAUUUUAUUGUGUAAGAACAUAAGAAACAUUACAAAAGAGAGUAGGCUAUUUGGUUCAUCCAUUAGUAGCCAGUUGACCCGAAGAUUUCAUCCAGUCGUUUCUUGAAAGAAGCCAGGUUAUCAGCUUCAACAACAUGGCUGUUAUACCUGAAGUGCGUUUUAACUUUUGUUGCAAAUGUGGGCAUUUUGUAAAAAUGAGAUGUAAAAUAGCCUGCUGCAUUUUCAACACUGAAUCGGCAUUCUUUCACUAAUGUUUAUGUAGUAAGCGUAGUUUGUAAUUUUUUUAAAUGAAAGCUACUCUUGAUAAUUUACAGCAAAUAUAGUAUCUGCUGUAGUUUGCUGCUGUUUACUGAUUUCAUGGAUUGUUUAUUGUUUGCCUUUUCUUUUAAUUAUGGCAAUUGUCUCGAAAGAGAAACUGAAACAUGAAAAAAUUAAAUUUUAUAUUUAAGCACUACAUAUGGGAAAAACUACAUUGCACCCUAUGUAUCCUUGCCAUGUUUAUUUUCUCAACACAGCUGAUGUUUUUAGAGAACCUUUAAGAAAUUUAUUUCUCAGCAGUUGUAAAAUACAAUAAUUCUUGUUCAACUUUUUUUUUUUUACUAAUGGGGUAUAUCAGAAAGCAGGGAAUGUAAUUGCAAGGAUUUCCAUGAUAGCUUUAGUCUCUAAGAAGGUGCCUCUAACCUGAUGAUAUGGUACAAGAAAUAAUAUGUUCUUUUUAUAAAAGGGAUAUUUCACUAACAGCUUACAUCAGUUCCUUUUUUCAAAGUCCUUAUUUAUGUGUAAAGGGCAAAUGUAUUGCAGUGUUCAAUUUCAGUAUCAUAUGUCAUCGUGUAGUUAUAGUAUGUUGUAACUCAUACCUAAGAAUGGAGAUCGUGUGACUGUAUAAUGCAAACAAUUGAACAUGAGGUGACCCAAAAUAUUCCUCAACUACUUCAAGUCUCCUAAUAAAACAUAUCUUUCUGGGGCAGUAAAAAUGUUGAUUGGAAAAAUAGUUUUACAGUGUUUCAGUAAUUUACACCUUAAAGGUAAAAAAUAAUGUUUUACUAGAGGCUGCUAACAAAUUAAGUCCAUGCUCACCAGUGGAAGAAAAAAAAUGUAGAUUUUAUAUACUGUAUAAUAUACACUAUUUUUAUAUAUUAUACAAAAUGGUUUAUAGUACUAUGUAUUCUAUUGUACGUGAUUUUAUCCUUUUAAAACUUUGCAGGAAUAUUAGGAAUAUCUUGUAUUACAUGUCUUUAUUUCAAAUAAUUGUUUUGCAUUUUGAAAUGGUCUGUUAUUUACACUAAAUAAUAAUUAAUUUCUUGGAAGUCUAAAAAUCUGUUAUGACUGCCAAUGACGUUUCUAUACUGUUAAUUUAAAUCUACUGUACGCAUACAAAGAAUAUGAUUUUUUAAUUUAUUUUAUCCGCACAGACCCAUCAAAAAUUAGUGAUUAAGUCUUAGGUUUUUGGGUGGAUCAUCAUGCUUACCUUAUUCCUUACAAAUCAGAUUAAGCACUGCAGCAAAUCUUUGGGUUACUGAACAGAUAACCUUUUCCACUUGAAAUACUUUGUACAGUAUGUGUGAUGAAGAUUUGAUUAUGUUUAUUCUGAAGCAAGCUAAAACAAGCUAAUCAUCUCUUUCAAGUAAAGUUCAAAUCAACGUGUAACAUGGCAAUAAAGUGAGCCCCAAUCCUGGAUAGUGCUUUUGGACAAGUUCAGGACACCUCACACAGCAGGUCUCGAGAAAACACGGUGCACAGAACGAGUCAGGAAGAGACUGCUUGGAAUAUUCCGUUGGAAUAAGGAAAUACAGAACUGUCACCUAAUCAAUAAACAGCCUUUACUGUAA
Molecule: messenger RNA, 5471 nt
Organism: Lepisosteus oculatus (spotted gar)
Lineage: Eukaryota; Metazoa; Chordata; Actinopteri; Semionotiformes; Lepisosteidae
Gene: usp6nl
Product: USP6 N-terminal like
Source: RefSeq, a predicted model, not a curated record